Molecule: messenger RNA, 2700 nt
Organism: Myripristis murdjan (pinecone soldierfish)
Lineage: Eukaryota; Metazoa; Chordata; Actinopteri; Holocentriformes; Holocentridae
Exons: 19
Coding region: 312-2630 (772 amino acids)
Source: RefSeq, a predicted model, not a curated record
GUAACGUCUGGAAUCUCUUACUAGCUUGUGUCUCCGUCCGCCUUGAAAAUAGAUCCACACGGUGCUUUAUAAUUAUUAAUUUGCCUCCAGGCUAAUAAUAUGCUGUUCAUUCAUGUGUUCAGGCAGAAAGUGGCAGUAGUUUUCCCGUUAAACAAAGUAUAAAUGUCAACUGCCUUUUACAAUUAACUCAUCCAGGUGCUCAGGCCAGUCAAUACGGCGAAAUUUCUAGAGGUAAACACGUCCGGAAAUUUGGAAGUUGCAGAGAAACUGUUGUUUAAAUACAUGAGUCACCACCUCUUCCCCCUUUUAAGAUGAAAUUAAAGUAUUUAAAAAGUAUCUCUGGUAAUGUUGUGCUGUUUCUCCUCACUGUGCCUGUCUCUAUGGCUAGUCCUGUACCAGCGGGAACAUUUCAGACCAGCUGCCAUGAGCGUCACUUCUGGAUUUCUGUCAAGUCCAGCUUCAUUGGAGCCAUGACCCGUUUUGACUUUGAAGACCAGAGUGGAUACCACGUCCUGUCUGAGCGGGAGGCCACCCUGUGCGGCUACACUGUCCUGCUCAAUCAUCUUGGAGAUCUGGUUUUCCGCGCCUCCUUCCUGGCCUGCCACGUCCACAGCCAGCGAGGCACAGACUAUCACCUGCGUCUGUGGUUUGUAAAUCAUCAGGCGGAUGGGAACGUAGCGACGUACCCCUUCCAGGUCCACUGCGCCCUGCAGUGGCCAUGGGGAACCAGAGAGAUUGUCUGUGAGGAAAACUACAUGGAGGUGUCCAUCCAGCAACCCGUCCUGCCUGCUUCCUCCAAAGCUCAGAAGAAGAACGCGGAUGCAGCAGAGAUGGUUGUGUUGUUCCACAGAGCUGGCACGCCGCCUGAGGAGGCCAGAGCCGCGACCCGGACAGAGGCUGCUGCUCUGGGCUGCCACAUGUCACAGGGUGGCUCACGCCGCCUCGCCCUGCGCUGCACCUAUUCCUCUCCUCUCUCAUACACUGUCAAGGAAAAGGGAGUGGAUUUAGAGGUGGUCACUGCUACCAUCCUGUGCCCACUGCAGGGCGCUAUCCUGGCUAUUGAUGCCACUGUCGUCUGCACUCUGAAUGAGGCUUUAGCAGAUGGGCCUGACCUGGUGUGGGCCGUCCCACACAUCCUCUCCCCCUUGGUCCACGGGGGGUUCAGGGACAGAGGCAUGAGGGUCGGAGUGGGGAGCUGGACUCUGAGUGAGUGGGACAUUAAAGAGAAGGGAUACAUCAUCGGCCUGAGGGAGGGACAAGUGGAGCUCAGGAUUCCUAUUGGAGCCCAAGGCGGCCAUAUCAUGAGUGGUGUUAAGGAGGGCCGGUACAGCCAGUCCAUGUCAGUCGACCUGUUCUUCAUGUGUCAGUGGGAGGAGCAGCACUGGCCUCUCACGCAGCAUCGCUCCUUCAGGCUCCUUAAGACCCCGCUCGUCCCCAAAACCCUCAUCAUCACCAACCACACAGUCCCAUCCAAAGGGGCCUUUUCUCUCACUUUAGGUGUCUUCCUUCCUGACGUCUCCCUCCAGAAGGUGACAGUGGAAGGUGGGGGUGAGGACCUGAACGUGUCCAGGCUCCAUCACCCCAACGGCAGCCACUCCUACCACCUCAGUGUCCCGUUCUCUCACUCAAACAUAAUCUAUGAGUACACAGGCGGCGGCCAUAAGAAGUAUAUCCUCCCUCUCACCUUCACUUUUACCAUCUCACCCCAUGGUGCUGUCUUCUACCACCAGGCCACUGUAGAGAGUAGCGUUCAAGAACGAUCAGCUCCAGGCUCUACCUGGCUGGAGGGGAAAUGCACAGAGAGCGGCCUGCGGGUGCUGCUGCACCACGACGCCCAGGACGAGCUGCAGUGGGAGCUCUUCCUCGGGGCUCGUAGGUUGGACUGGGAACUGGUGGAGCUGGGGGGGUUCAGACUAGAAGCAGAGGAGGAAUACUUCAGCGUGGAGAUCCCUCUCGACAGCCCUGGGAUGACCUACGAGGAUCUGUCUCUGCGGGGUCUUGUUGCCACGGCAGAGGUGUCUGUGGUGGAUGCAGACUCUUUGAAAGUGGAGGACCAGCUCGUCCAGACAUGCACCUUUCCUGUCAGAGAGCUGCUAGCCUGCUUGCCAGAAGGGAGGAUAGUGGCGGUAGUUGACACAACCCACACCAUCCCGCCCACGCAGCCUAACCGAACCACGCUAUUGGACCCCAGCUGUGUUCCCAUGGAGACGGACAGUGCCAGGGCCCUAUUCAAUUUCAGUCUGGACUCCUGCGGUACAACUGUAACUACUGAGGGAAGUUUCCUGGUUUAUGAGAACCAGGUGAGAUACGCUCAAGAGUUUCUGCCUUUGGAUGAUCCUCUUAUACACAGAGACUCUCCAUACAGGUUGACCAUCCAGUGCCGCUACCCAGCAGAUGAGAACAGCACCCUUCCUAUCCAACACCCUUUUAAGUCAACUCAGGACCUCACAGCACCUCCAGCCAAACGCGUACGUAGGGAAGCCAUAAACACAGGUGACAUGAAGUGGAUCAUCACUUUGGAUGAACAGCAAAAACUUCCUCUAGGUGUGUCUGGAGUCUCAGUAUGGAUCCUGUCGACCCUGAGCUCCUUGCUGCUGCUGCUGUUGUUCAUCUUCCUCUGCAUGGGGUGACUGCAUAUUGUACCUCCAAAUGAACUAAAACACCAAAUAAACCAGUGCACCUUAACACAACAGUGUAUUU